Messenger RNA from Dichomitus squalens LYAD-421 SS1, 1407 nucleotides. RefSeq lists its product as uncharacterized. The coding region runs from base 1 to 1407 and encodes 468 amino acids. The transcript has 2 exons. NCBI's taxonomy places the organism in Eukaryota, Fungi, Basidiomycota, Agaricomycetes, Polyporales, Polyporaceae. The record is from RefSeq and is a predicted model, not a curated record.
AUGCGGGGUGGUGCUAGGGACCGGUCGGGCGAGCGCAGCCGGGACAGCAGGAAGGAGAAGGAGCGCGAGAAGGAGAGGGAGAAAGAGAAGGAGCGCAUCACGCACCCGCGCCGUGUCGGCUCGCCUCUUCCUACCGCUCGCGUGCGCCAGUCGACGUCGGCCGUUGCCGUCGCUGCGGUCCCCAUGGAGAAGUCGUCGAGUGCGCACAGCGCGAACAGCAAGCACAGCGGAAGCAGGGAGCACCAUAGUGGCCACCCACGCUCCGGCGCGGAGGCUUCCCGGACAAAGCGUAACAAGCACGGCAGCUUUGACUUCGAGCGGCCAGUGUCUGCGGGUGCAGGGCCCGCGUCGGGUAGCAGUGGCGUCAUGAGCAUCAAGACGGCGCUGCAAAGCAUGGGGAUUGGGGAGCAGGAACGACAGCUUGCUCUGCAGCGGAGCCACAGCGCGCGCGCUGUUCCCAGGAGACCCAGGGAAGAGCCCGUGGAACACGGCUUCGCGCCCGCGUCGCUCCCGAGUACCCGCGGGGUCUUGGACAAAGGCAAGAAGCCGGCGACGGACGUCCACUUCGCAAACCCCCCUUCCCGCAGGAGCACUGACCGUUCAGGCUCUGCCGGGCAGCAUUCUCAACCUGCCUCCCACUCCUCCCAAUCCCACCCCCACUCUCGAGGUCACGGAGGCCACCACCCUCCACAGCCGGCUUCGACGUCCAGCCACGGCCACCGUCGAGACCCUGUACCCGCAUCGCCCAUGUCGACCGCGUCUGGGGACUCGUCAGGGCACAACCGGGACGGCAGCUGGGGACGGAGCGCUGGGAAGCGCGUCGGGCGCGCCUCGCACGGGCCGUUCAAGUUCGAGCCCGCAGUGCCCCCAAUUCCCGGCUCUCCUGCGGACAACGAGCGCAGGUCUGCGGCCCGCAGCGCCCCUCGUGCUGCGUCGCCCUCCCCGCUGACGGUGUCGGAAGCGAUGUCGCAUUCGAAGCAGGCCCGUCUCGCAGGGAAGGGCCGCUCGUUGGAUCUCGGUCUGGGAUUGACGUGGGCGCCCUCGAGGGUGCGCGAGGAGGCGGUUCUGAGAGUCGGCGGACCGAGGACUGGUAUGAGCGCGACUACGUCGUCAGCCGCACGGGCACGCUCGAGGUGGAGGGGUGCGGACGAGGAGGGGCGGUUGACGGCGGGGGCAGCUUCGGACGUAGCGGAGGCGUUCAAGGAGGCGCUGGGGGAUGCGGCGUAUGGAACUUUCAAAAACUACGUGCACCGGUUCGAUGCGAACGCGAUCCCGCUGGACGGACCGUAUGGGCUGCUCGUACACGUGGAGCGGUUGCUCGACAACUCGCCUGGCGUGGACCAGCGGCGGAAACACGUGCUCCUGGAGAGGUUCUUGCGUGUCGUGCAGAACUCGGAGGGUCGAUAA